Messenger RNA from Coregonus clupeaformis (lake whitefish), 2911 nucleotides. RefSeq lists its product as uncharacterized. Gene Ontology annotation, molecular function: telomeric repeat DNA binding. Gene Ontology annotation, cellular component: shelterin complex. Gene Ontology annotation, biological process: regulation of telomere maintenance via telomere lengthening; telomere capping. NCBI's taxonomy places the organism in Eukaryota, Metazoa, Chordata, Actinopteri, Salmoniformes, Salmonidae. The transcript has 9 exons. The record is from RefSeq and is a predicted model, not a curated record. The coding region runs from base 271 to 2067 and encodes 598 amino acids.
CGUCACAUCCUGCAAGAAAGUCUUUGUGGAGAAGGCGGGAGAACACAUUGACGAUUGUACAUUUCAGGAAUAAAAACAAACUUUCAAAGUCAGUGUAAUAGAUACAGCACUUUAAGAGUUGCAUAUUUUCAGUUUGUAUAGAUUGUUAAUCACUGUUGUUGUAACCCCGUCGUUAACAAUAUCAGAAUAAAUACGUUGUUAGCAUACAACGUUAACUAUCCUAGCUAGCUAAGUAUAGAAAUCUAGCUACCUAAAUUCGGACGGGACGAUAUGGCAACUAAGAAGUCAACUGAAAUGGAUGUCUCCCUCCCCUUAUCUUCCUUACGCCUCCUGGCCCCUCCUCUCCGGCUGGUCUCAGCUGCCAUGUGGAAGGUGAUAAAGGAACGCGAUGUGAUGCAUUAUGGGACGCUGGAGGAGUUUGUGACCUCAACCUGUGAGACAAUACCUGGCUUGCUCACAUCUAGACACCAGGCCAAGCUGGCUCUGGGGCUGAGAGCACGGCUGAUCUUAGAACUGUGCCAUGGCCCGGACCCACCAGAUCCAGCGGUUAUCCUUCCCCAGUUGGACAGGAUCCGUGCCCCCACCCCUUCCUCUGCACUGAAGAAGGAUGUGAAGAUUGAGACAGCAGUCACCAACUUACAUGGCCUGGUGGAAGCUCUCCUGAGAGACCCCACAGAGAGAGCACUGUUCUACAAGGUGGAGUUUCCUUCAGAGUAUGGCCCUCAGUUUGACCAGGAACUGGAGAAACUGCUGUGGGAGUUCCUGCUCAGACUGAACCAACUUCUCCCGGUGCCUAACCUGGCUCAGACAGUGUCCUGGCUCACUACUGCCCCUCCUGUCUUGGAGGAGUGUGCGCAGGCUGCCUCCCAACCCCAGCUCCUGAAGACCCUGCUCCAGCACCAGAUCUGCCUGGGACACCUGGAUUCUGCAGCUUCUCUUCCUCCGUGUAUGGGCGACUCCAUCCUCUCAUCCCUGUCUCUCCCUCCCUCUGGAAGAUCUCAGCAAAGCGAACAAUCAGGAUAUAAGCCUGCCUUUGUUGCCACCCCAAGCCCUCGGACUUUAACCCCAUUGACCAAUCACAGACAGACACAAAACAGGUCAUUGCCCAUCACGCCUGUGAUUGGUGGGAUUUGCAAUGAAGACCUGCCAGUCAUGGCUUCAGCCAAUAAGAGGGCAAGAACUUGCAAGGAAGAAGUUACUAUCCAAUCAGAUUCAAGAGAAGUGGAGGAGGAAGCUGAGUCAACGGCGAGGUCAAAAUAUACUGAGGUGGAAAGUAGGGAAGAGGAAUCUGACGAGGAGGUGAAAGUCAUGAGAAGAGGGAGGAAGAGGAGGAGGAGUGCGAGAGAUAGAGAGAGUAAAAGAGUGCUCAGGAGAGGGCGUGGGGAAGAGUUAGUUAGAGAUGGAGAGAGUGAAGAGGAGGAUACGACGAGUGGUAUAGAUGAAGAGACUGAGGGAGACCUUCUAAGGGACUGUUUGGUCCAGUUGGGGAUCGCAGGCCUCAAGUUUCCGGAAGACCAGCGCCUCUGCUCUUACAUCACAUCCUGUCUGCGCAACCAACCCAGAGUGCUCAUCCCCCGACUGACUUCCACAGACAUCACCGCACCUGUGAGGUCGCAACCUCCUACUCCUUCCCGCAGCAACGGGACACCAACAGCAGGGGCAGGGAGGUCUCCAUGGGGACAGAACAACAGGCCGAGGAUAACGGCGCGUCGGAUUCCUUCGACCCGGCAACGGAAGUUGAAUGACAGCUCAUUGACCCUAGAUGUGGAGCUUCCAGCAUCAGCUGACAAAGAGAACUGUGUCUUUCCUUCAGUUAGCUCUCCCUCCAUUGUCCCUCUGCCUCAAAUGAGAAGAAGCACAGAAAUGCUGACCUCGCCAGUAACCAGUGACACUGAUGACAUCAUUGGAGAUUCAGAGGAUGAAGCGACAAAGAAUUUCAAAGGCAGGCUGUUUAUGAAGCGUUACUACAGGACCAAGCACGACACCUAUGUACCCACCCUCAGGGAGUUCUGGAAGCCCGGCCUGGCCCGACGCAACCUGCUGUCUCCUGGCAACGGACACAGAUGACACACGCAUCCAUGGGGAGCAAAAUAUGAAUUGUAUUCAGUAGGUGGAAAACGUUUUGAAACAGGAAGGGUACCAUCUGAACUUUUCCAAUAUGAACACAGAUUUGUUUCCUGCUGCAAAAACAUUUUGCUACGGUUUGGCCAACUGAACACAACCAUGGUUGUAAAAGUGAAUGACUGGCAGUUUUAGGAUUCUUUGUAUCUGAAUCACUUUGCAAUAAGCAUUAUUUUAAAACCUGUGGGACUUUUAUUUUGAAAUCAAGUGGAUUGACCUAUGUCACCAAUACUUUACAACCUGUGUGCUGUAAUAAUUGUCAGAGUUCAGCUGUGCCAGCACAUUUUAUUUUAGGGGUCAUGGUAAUAUCGAGACGUUGAUAACUGAGGCAAGAGCUUUCACAUAUUGGUUGAGAAGUUUUGCUAAUGUAUUUUUCCAUUUCCAAUUAUUAUCAAUUAUAACUCUGACAAUUAAGUAAUAAUUGUCAGUUAAAUUGUUCAACAGAUUAUUUCAGCUCAAUAUCUUCAGAUACUGAUGCCUGGUUGUGAUAACUGAGACAACUUGUAGAAAAUAGUUUUGCUAAUGUAGUUUUCAAUUAAGUAUUUGUCAAAUAUGUCCAUUUAUUUACUCUAUUGCACUGUAAAUGAGUGGUGUUUUAAUGUGUACUUUUUGUAUCUUGUCAUCUAACCUUUCAUACAACCGUAUUCUAAUAGCUGUAAUGACAUGACAGAUUUUCUGAUCACGAAUCAAAUGUAAAUGAAGCAUCUGCCAAAUAAUUUAGUAGUACCUUUGUCACAUAUCCAAUGUCUUUAUUACUGUGUAAAGAACUACAAUAAAAUGUAUUAAACUA